This is a messenger RNA of Brassica rapa (field mustard), 2678 nucleotides long. RefSeq names its product probable LRR receptor-like serine/threonine-protein kinase At1g51860. Gene Ontology annotation, molecular function: ATP binding; protein binding; protein kinase activity. The record is from RefSeq and is a predicted model, not a curated record. Lineage: Eukaryota; Viridiplantae; Streptophyta; Magnoliopsida; Brassicales; Brassicaceae. Gene Ontology annotation, biological process: protein phosphorylation.
AGUAAUAUAAACUUGAUUAUGAUAUUUCACACCUCUGUAACUUUACAACAUUUUAGUACAUAUAUAAUCUAAAGGUUUCCUAGAAACAAAGGUUUCUCAGAACAAAACCCACGUAAUAUUACAGAUGUCUAAAACUAGUCACUUGCUUUUCACAUGCAAGUCAUACCAAAAUAGAUUACGUAAUCACUUGACCACCUUGCCACAUCUUUGACUAAGGCACUUUCCAACACUCCGGAUCCUUCUUGUAUGGGAACUAUGACGGUCGGAAUAAGAUCCCCAUGUUUGAUCUUCAUAUUGGUCCUAACAAAUGGACUUCUGUUAUAUUGGAUGCUGUAGGAAAUGCUUCAGUUUACGAGAUGAUCCAUGCCUUAACACAAGACCGUCUUCAGGUUUGUCUUGUUAAGACAGGAGAAACGACUCCGUUUAUUUCCUCCUUGGAACUUCGUCCGUUGGACAAUGAAACUUACGUCACGGAAAGUGGAUCGUUGAUUACGGUCUCAAGAUUUUUCUUUGCACCCACUCCACCGAUGAUCAGGUAUGAUGAGGACAUCCAUGACCGAGGAUGGAAUCCAUACUUAUUAGACGAACAAAUGGUGUCUAUAAGCACGGACAUUUUGGUCGAUACAGAAGAUAACUUCUACGAUGUGCCACAACUUGUGGUUAUGACUGCUGCUGUCCCUAGAAAUGCUAGUCAGCCUCUGACAUUAUAUUUGAGUCUCGACGAGACCACUGCAGAGGCAUAUAUAUACAUGCAUUUCGCUGAAAUCCAGAAACUUGGAGCUAAUGAGAACAGAGAAUUUAGCAUCACUUUUAAUGAUGACCAAGUAGGGUACGCCAAAUUUAGGCCACCAAAUUUCACCAUAACAACUUUAUUCACUCCAGAGGCUAUAAGUUCUCUUGAUGGGAACUUCAAAUUAACUUUCGCCAUGACCGGUAACUCAACUCAUCCUCCUCUUAUCAAUGCCGUCGAGAUUUAUAGAGUCUUAGAACUUACAGAGCCUGAGACAAACCAAGAUGAAGUUUCUGCUAUGGUCAACAUCAAGAGAAGUUAUGAGUUGGAGAAAAAAGUUAGCUGGCAAGGAGAUCCAUGUGCACCUAAGGCAUUUCGGUGGGAAGGUUUAAACUGCAAUUAUCCAAAAUAUGAGCCACAAGGGAUCAUAUCCUUGAACUUGACAGAGAAUAAGUUGACUGGUAGCAUAACACCUGAAUUUGCCAAGCUAACACAAUUGGUAGAGCUAGAUUUAUCAAAGAACGAUCUAUCAGGAGAUAUUCCAGCGUUUUUUGCUGAUAUGAAGUCGUUGAAACUCAUAAACUUAUGUGGAAAUCCAAAUCUCAAUAGCACAAUUCCGAACUCUCUUCAGAAACGGUUAACCAGUAAUUCGUUAACACUAAUUUUGAGUGAAAUUCCCUUAAAGGAGAGCAAAAAGGUUCCAGUGAUUGCUAUCGCAGCGCCAGUGGCUGGCAUGUUUGCUCUUGUUGUUGUCUUGGCUAUCUUUUUCGUCAUAAGAAAGAAAAAAUCUUACAGUACUGCGGCUCCAGGACCCCCAUCUGUCACUACCGGUACAGUUCAAAGUGAGACACGGUCAUCCAAUCCAACAAUCAUAACAAAAGACCUCAGGGUUACGUAUCCCGAGGUACUGAAGAUGACUAAUAACUUCCAGAGAGUUCUUGGCAAAGGAGGCUUUGGAACAGUGUAUCAUGGAAACUUUGAUGAUGCUCAAGUAGCUGUGAAAAUGCUCUCUCAUUCAUCAGCUCAAGGUUAUAAAGAAUUCAACGCAGAGGUUGAACUUCUUUCACGAGUUCAUCACAGACAUUUGGUGCGACUUGUUGGGUACUGUGAUGACGGAGAUAACUUGGCUUUGAUCUAUGAAUACAUGGCUAAUGGAGACCUGAAGGAGCACAUGUCAGGAAAACGCGGAGGCAACGUCCUAACCUGGGAAAACAGAAUGCAAAUAGCUGUAGAGGCAGCGCAAGGAUUAGAGUAUCUUCACAAUGGAUGUCAGCCUCCUAUGGUCCAUAGAGAUGUGAAAACUACUAAUAUUUUAUUGAAUGAGCGGUAUGGAGCAAAAUUAGCUGACUUUGGGCUCUCUAGAUCUUUCCCAAUCGAUGGUGAAUACCAUGUAUCGACUGCAGUUGCAGGCACACCUGGUUACCUGGACCCCGAGUACCACAGAACAAACUCGCUGAGUGAGAAGAGCGACAUAUACAGCUUUGGUAUAGUGCUGUUAGAGAUCAUCACAAACCAGCCUGUUAUAGAUAAAACCCGGGAGAGAACCCACAUCAAUGAAUGGGCUGUCUUAAUGCUCACUAAAGGAGACAUCAGGAACCUCAUCGACCCCAAACUGAUGGGGGACUAUGACACAACCGGUGCAUGGAAGAUUGUAGAGUUGGCUCUGGCUUGUGUGAACCCGUCUUCAAACCGGAGACCAACAAUGGCACAUGUUGUGAUAGAGCUUAACGAGUGUGUGGCCUUGGAAAAUGCAAGGAGACAAGGUAGCGAAGAGAUGUCCGCUAGAAGUUCUGUAAACUUCAGUCUCUCUUCUGCUUCUGAAUUUAUCCCUGGAGCCAGAUAAAUUUGAGAAUUUUCCCACUUGAUGUUUCAUUUGUAAAGUUUCCUUUGUAAUAAUAAAACCAUAUUUGGUAAAUCCAAUUGCUGUUUUGUUUCUGUGUUGAACUAA